AUGUCCGAAAAACCCAAGAAGACAUCACAUCUGAUAGGUGGGUUUGUAGGUGGGUUGACUUCUGCUGUGAUCUUACAGCCUUUUGAUCUUUUAAAGACAAGACUACAACAAAACCAAAACACAACAUUGUCCAAUGCCAUUAGGGUCAUCGGUUCUCCUGCCCAGUUGUGGAAAGGAACGGUACCAUCGGCUCUAAGGACGUCUGUGGGAAGUGCCCUUUUUCUUUCGACUUUGAACGUGGUGAGGACCACAAUUGCUGAAAGAAAGGUUUUUGGAGCCAGAAACAAGAAUGCAGAUAGUAGUUUUCUGCCUCAAUUGACCAUGUACGAGAACUUGGUUUCCGGAGGUGUGACCAGAGCUGUGGUAGGAGUAGCAACAAUGCCCAUCACAAUUCUAAAGGUGAGAUUUGAGUCUACAAUGUAUAAUUAUCGCAGUAUGGGCGAAGCUGCAAAACAUAUUUUCCACUCUGAAGGUAUCCGUGGGUUUUUCAGCGGAUGCAACGCUACGAUUCUGAGAGAUGCACCUUACGCUGGACUAUACGUUCUCUUCUACGAGCAAUUCAAGCUUCAAUUACCACAUCUUCUGCCCUCGCAAAUGCUAAAAAGGGAUGAGCAUGGCAUGUACUCUACCAAGACGUCAACCAUCGUGAAUUGCCUCGCUGCUUUUAGUUCGGCAAGUUUGGCAACAACUGUAACCGCACCUUUCGACACUAUAAAAACAAGAAUGCAACUGAACCCAACUCAAUAUUCAAGUUUUCUCCGAACGUUCACAUCCAUUAUCGCGCAUGAACGACCCAAAACCCUCUUUGACGGCUUAAGCCUAAGACUCGCUCGGAAAGCUCUCAGCGCAGGCAUCGCGUGGGGCAUCUACGAAGAGCUGAUCAAAAAGUUUUCAUAA
This is a messenger RNA of Lachancea lanzarotensis, 897 nucleotides long. It is a transcript of the gene HEM25, whose product is annotated as LALA0S03e01530g1_1. Gene Ontology annotation, cellular component: mitochondrial inner membrane; mitochondrion. Gene Ontology annotation, molecular function: glycine transmembrane transporter activity. The transcript has a single exon. Gene Ontology annotation, biological process: glycine import into mitochondrion. The record is from RefSeq and is a predicted model, not a curated record. Bases 1 to 897 code for a protein of 298 amino acids. Lineage: Eukaryota; Fungi; Ascomycota; Saccharomycetes; Saccharomycetales; Saccharomycetaceae.